Messenger RNA from Propithecus coquereli (Coquerel's sifaka), 1231 nucleotides. Its product is annotated as protein NipSnap homolog 3A-like. Lineage: Eukaryota; Metazoa; Chordata; Mammalia; Primates; Indriidae. Bases 106 to 849 code for a protein of 247 amino acids. The transcript is spliced from 6 exons. The record is from RefSeq and is a predicted model, not a curated record. Gene Ontology annotation, cellular component: mitochondrion.
UCAGCCAGUUGUCCAGUCGCCGCUCGCUUCCAGUUGGGAAGUCUUAAGAGGAGAGUUUCAAGAAGGACGCGGCUGGCUGCCUUUCUUAGAGCUCGAAGCUGCGCCAUGCUCGCCCUCCGGAGCGGCCUGACUAGGACGCUGGCCGCGCGGACGCUCGCGCCCCAGGUGUGCUCAUCUUUUGCUACAGGCCCCAGACAAUAUGAUGGAACACUCUAUGAACUUCGUACUUACUACUUCAAACCUUCGAAAAUGAAUGAGUUCAUGGAAAAUGUUAAGAAAAACGUUCAUCUUCGGACCACUCACUCUGAAUUGGUUGGAUUCUGGAGUGUUGAAUUUGGAGGCAAAGUGAAUAAAGUGUUUCAUAUUUGGAAGUAUGAUAAUUUUGCUCAUCGAGCUGACGUUCAGAAAGCCGUAACCAAAGAUAAAGAAUGGCAGGAAAAAUUUAUCAUUACAAAUUUGCCUCUAGUUGAUAAACAGGAGAUUGACAUUACUUAUCUGGUACCAUGGUGCAAAUUAGAAAAGCCUCCAAAAGAAGGAGUCUAUGAACUGGCUAUUUUUCAGAUGAAACCUGGUGGGCCAGCUCUGUGGGGUGAUGCAUUCAAAAGGGCAAUUAAUGCCCAUGUCAAUCUAGGCUACACAAAACUAGUUGGUGUUUUCCACACAGAAUAUGGAGAACUCAACAGAGUUUAUGUUCUUUGGUGGAAUGAGAGUGCGGACAGUCGAGCAGCUGGGCGACAUCAGUCUCAUGAGGAUCCCAGAGUCGUGGCGGCUGUUCGAGAAAGUGUCAACUACCUAGUGUCUCAGCGGAAUAUGCUUCUGAUUCCUGCGUCAUUUUCACCAUUGAAAUAGUUUUCUACUGAAAUACCAAGCAUUUCUUUAACUGGCAUGAGAUGUGCUAAUAGUGCCUAAAUUCUCUCAAGAAAUUCUUACUUUUAUUUGAAGGAGGUGGUAAGUUAAUUCGCUGUAUGUCUUGCAUUUUUGAAAGCUAAAUCUGUCCUUUGUCACCACCACUUCAGGAAAUAGUUCUGCUCAUUUUCCCUGGGGAAUUUCAGUAUCUACUAUAUAUUGGAAAUAGUUGUCACUAUUUCAUGACCUUGAAUAUCUCUUCUGUAUUUUGACAACCUUUUGCUUCAUAUUAUAGCAUUUUCUUGUAUUCAAAUAAUGGUUUUACAUUUCCUUAUUUGACAAUAUUUUUAAAUUAUUUGUAUACAAUAUCUGUCUUUUUAUCAUG